AUGUCAGUACAACUUGCAGACCGAUCUGUCAAGUAUCGCGUAGGUGUUCUUGAAAACAUACCCGUCCGUAUCGGACAAUUCUACAUCCCUACGGAUUUCAUAAUUAUGGACAUAAAGGAAGACUUCAAUACUCCCAUAAUCUUAGGAAAACCUUUUCUAGCUACCGCUGGAGCUAUUAUAGACGUAAAGAAAGGCAAGUUGACAUUCGAAGUAGGUGAGGAGAAGGUCGAGUUUAUUUUAACACGAUUCCUUCAAGCCCCAGCUAUUGAAGAUACAUGUUACCUAGUGGAUGUUAUUGAUGGAUGUGUAAGAGAGAUAGGAUUAUCGGAAGAAUCUUACUCUGAAGUUAUAAAGAUUCCGAUGCCCUUGAUUUUCGAAGAUGACAAUUGGCGUCCGCAAUAUCGAGACGAUAGUUUAAGAGAAUGCUUAGCUUUAACACCCAACCCUAUUCCUUGA
Molecule: messenger RNA, 456 nt
Organism: Vicia villosa (hairy vetch)
Lineage: Eukaryota; Viridiplantae; Streptophyta; Magnoliopsida; Fabales; Fabaceae
Exons: 1
Coding region: 1-456 (151 amino acids)
Source: RefSeq, a predicted model, not a curated record